Molecule: messenger RNA, 1654 nt
Organism: Eucalyptus grandis
Lineage: Eukaryota; Viridiplantae; Streptophyta; Magnoliopsida; Myrtales; Myrtaceae
Product: multiple organellar RNA editing factor 1, mitochondrial
Biological process (GO): mitochondrial mRNA modification; cytidine to uridine editing
Cellular component (GO): mitochondrion
Source: RefSeq, a predicted model, not a curated record
AACCCUCUCUCUCUUUCUCUCUAUCUUCAACAGCAGCCAUGGCGAUGCGCUUGGUCCGCUUCCGGCGAGCCCUCGCCGCGCCGCCGGCGCCGGCCCUCCGCCGCCCCCUCGCCGCGCUCCCCAGCCCCCGCCGCCCCCGCGCCGGCGCCGUCCCCGUCGCGGCAUGCGACGCCGCCUCCCGCGGCAAACGCGCUGCGGCCUCGCUCCUCGUCGGCGGCGGCGGCAGCGGCGGCGGCGUCGCUGCUGUUCUCGCGGUCGCUGGCCUACAACGCCGGCGGCUACAACGACGGCGACAAGAUCGAUCCGGACACGGUGCUCUUCGAGGGGUGCGACUUCAACCACUGGCUCAUCACCGUGGACUUCCCCAAGGACCCCAAGCCCACGCCCGAGGAGAUGGUUCGCACCUACGAGGAGACUUGCGCCAGAGGGCUCAACAUCAGUUUGGAAGAAGCAAAAAAGAGAAUUUAUGCCUGUAGCACCACCACUUCAGGGUUUCAGGCCGUGAUGACUGAAGCAGAGUCAGAGCAAUUUAGAGAUCUACCUGGAGUUGUCUUUAUAUUACCUGAUUCCUACAUUGAUCCCCAAAACAAGGAGUAUGGAGGUGACAAAUAUGAAAAUGGAGUAAUCACGCAUAGGCCACCACCAGUUCAGUAUGGGAGGCCGGGAGGUAGAGGGCGUGAGCGCAAUAGAAAUUAUGAGCAACCUAGAUAUGACCAGCAAGGAGGUCAAAUGCCAAACAGACAAGGGAGCCCCCAAUAUGGUUAUCAAGGACCUAUGCAUCGGGAUGCUCCACAAAAUCAUCCUCCUCAGCAAAGUUAUGGUCCCCCGGGGCAAGGUGAAAGAAGAAAUCCCAUGCCAAUGGGCAAUAUGAAUUAUGCCCCUGGUGGAAGGGAUCCGUAUCAAGGGCAGAGGAGGGAUCCAGUACCUUCAUACCAGGGAAACUAUAAUCAACAGGGUCAUAACAACAGUUACAAUCAGCAGCAGAGAGACCUGCCACAAGGAGAUAGAUGGAGCUCUGCACCUCCAGUGCAGAAUGAUUAUAGGAGCGACAAUCGGAACUAUGGACCUGCUCCUGGUGGAACAUAUGGGCAGGGUUCUGAUGGAUUUCAAGGGCAGGGUACUGGUAGUGCACAAGGCCAAGGAAUGAAUCCCAGUUAUGGACAGAAUUAUAUGGGAUAUGGCGAAGGUCAAAGGUUCACACCACCAGGGCAAAAGAAUGUGCAGGAAGACCAGUGCAGCACGCAGCAAGACCAGAGGAGCUACAGACCAGAAGGACAAGGGGGAAUUGAGCAAAGGAGAUAUUAGAGAGCUCAAAUGGGGUCCUUGGGAUGGCAAGCCUUGCAAAGAUGGUGAUUUACAUGACUUCUCUCGAGAGGAUUUGAUGUGGUUCCUGCAGGAGUCACGAUAUUACACAUGGUCAGGAUAGUAGGUUGAGAACUAAGUCCUCUUUUUAGAUCAUGUCAUUUUUCAUAUACGCUGGCGGUUCUCUCUAUAAAUAGUUGUGAGGUAUGAGAUGGAUUCCCUGUGUGUGGGUAUUUGUGCAUGCAUGCAAGUCCAAGUUCAGCAAACAUGCAUGGAAACAAUAAUAAUCACUACAAAAUGGAUAUCCCAUCUCCCUCACCAAAAUUAAUGCGAUUGUGAGCUGGAUUAUGCA